This is a messenger RNA of Trichogramma pretiosum, 1905 nucleotides long. RefSeq names its product eukaryotic translation initiation factor 3 subunit J (gene eIF3j). NCBI's taxonomy places the organism in Eukaryota, Metazoa, Arthropoda, Insecta, Hymenoptera, Trichogrammatidae. The transcript is spliced from 6 exons. Gene Ontology annotation, molecular function: translation initiation factor activity. Bases 479 to 1183 code for a protein of 234 amino acids. The record is from RefSeq and is a predicted model, not a curated record. Gene Ontology annotation, cellular component: cytoplasm; eukaryotic translation initiation factor 3 complex.
CAAAUUCCUGUGCGAUUUUAUUUCUGCUUUCGGGUGUCGAUUCGCGUACCGUACCUACUGCUACUAAAUUCACAUUUCACCGCGCGCGCGGCCCCCGCCGUCGUUCCUGCAGCAGCUCGGGCGAGACUGCGCAAAAGAGCCAAUGAAUUCGGAGAGAGAACACGUUUUUUGGGUAUAAUUCUCGUCUCGUACUCUCUCGUCGCUGCCCGUCUGUAUAAGUAUAGGCUAUUGCUACUAUACAAGGUUGCGCGACUACGACGCCGGACAAGCCGAGAGAAGCGAGAGCAUUAUUGCCAAGGUGUUGGUGGGCUGCUACUGCUGCUGCUGCUGCUGCUUUACUCGUUUCAAGAGAGCCCGAUAUAACAGUGUGGUGUGCGUGCGUGUGCUUUAAUACAGCGAGCAGAGUAACGCGCGGUGCAUCGACGAUAUAUAAUUUUAUAGUGCUUAAACACUUGUUGGUGCAGAAUUUUCGAGAAACAUGGACGACUGGGAGACUGAGAAAGUCGAGGCGCAAUAUGCCCUGAACGUUAACUCAAACAAAUGGGAAGGAGAGGACGAGGACGACGAAGUUCUGGACAGUUGGGAAAACAUCGAUGAAGAAAAAAAAGAUGUCGAAAAACCAGCUGAGGCUCCUAAGGUCAAGGCAAAACCUAAGAGAACGUUAGCUGAAAAAAUUGAAGAGAAAGAGAGGAAAGCUAGAGAAGAAGCAGAGAGAAAGGCAAAGGAAAGGGAUGAAGCCCUAACACCUGAAGAGAGGAGAGCAGAAAUGCUCAGAAGACAAAAACUCCAAGAAGAAGCCGAUCUCCGACUUGCUAUGGAAACUUUUGGUGUUACCGAUAAUGUAAGUGGUAUUGAUGCUAUGAUGCCUACGAAUGCAGAGGAGUUCAAGGAAUUCGGAGAUGCGCUCAUGAAUAAAAUCAACCAAUUUAACAAACACGCAGACUAUACACUUUUUGCUGAAGAAUUAAUAAAAAAUAUAUCUAUAUCUCUGCCUGCUACUUCUUUAAGAAAAGUGAAAACAAGCGUAGAAAGUCUUCACACAGAGAAAGUAAAAAUGGAGAAAGAAAAACAAAAAGGAAAGAGUAAAAGCAAAUCCAAAGCUAAGUUGAGAUUGGAAGGUGACAGUGACAGAUUCAAUAAUUUUGACACGUAUGAUGAUAAUGAUUACGAUGAUUUCAUGUAGCGACUUUGUACAAUUUGGUACAAUCUAGUCCUACAAUAUAACUUUUGUCACUUGUGCUAAUAUAGUCAUUACAGAAGAAAAAAAAUAAGAAGAAAAAGCAGUCUGAAUGGAUCUUCUCAAAGCUUUUACAAUUACAUCAGUUUGUUAAUACUUGUUACUAAUUUGGUCACGUGAAUAAUUUUUUUAAACGUUAUAAUUUUCAUAUACUAUUUAUUUAAAAUAAUGACUUAUUUUGACGUAAAUACCAUCAAAGUGCAAUUAGAAAAUAAUCGGUUGUUAAUAAUCCGUUCAUACUCUUUUUCAUGCAGUAUAAUAAACGUGCGCCAAAGCGAGUUGACUAUACUAAUACUGUAAAAAUUAUAUAAAUACAAGUGCUAUCAGCUUAGCUAAAAGCAAAUUUGUAAAUAUUCUACACUCCAUUUACAUCGUUGGUUUCUGUAUGAUCAAUACUAUGCAUCAUGUACUCAUUUGCGUUUGUUCUUGUACUGCAUGUUUUUACAGUCUUAUUGAAUGUUGAAAAUUGUCAAGUUGAUACAGUUGCUGGUCAAUAUACAACUUGGAUAAUCUAUUACUAUUACAAAAAAUACUAUCCAGCCUGUAUAUGAAAAUACAAUAAAAUUUCAAACAGAUUAAAAAUGUAAACAUUAUUUGAACUUUAAUUCUAAAUAGUUCUUGUACCAAAAUUGAUGUAUAUUUUUGAUCACAUUCAAAUGGAGCUAUCU